Oncorhynchus nerka (sockeye salmon) is the source of this 3295-nucleotide messenger RNA. RefSeq names its product TANK-binding kinase 1-binding protein 1-like. Bases 18 to 1853 code for a protein of 611 amino acids. The transcript is spliced from 10 exons. NCBI's taxonomy places the organism in Eukaryota, Metazoa, Chordata, Actinopteri, Salmoniformes, Salmonidae. The record is from RefSeq and is a predicted model, not a curated record. Gene Ontology annotation, biological process: canonical NF-kappaB signal transduction. Gene Ontology annotation, cellular component: cytoplasm.
AUUGACCUGCCUGAGGGAUGGAGUCCCUCUUUGGGGGCGAGCUGGGCCUCCUGGGCGGGGGCGAGGGGCUGAGGGAUGACGGCUGCGGCUUGGGGUCGGGGGUCAACUGGUCGUCCUCACCCAUCCAAGACGACAUGUACCCCUCCCACUUCGCCCUGGCCGCCGCCUACCAUGACAUCAAGACGCGAUUGGCCAGCCUGGAGCGAGAGAACAGCAGCAUCAAGAGGAAGCUGAAGAACUAUGAGGUCAAGUUCCCUAUGAUCAGUGAGUUUGAGGAGGAGAGGACCCUACAGUGCUGCUCCUGUGAACCCAAGGAGACCUGCCUACUGCAGUCAGAGACCACCAACCUGCAACAGAGAGUCAACUCACUCACACAGGAGCUCCAGAAGAGUAAAGAGCGAGAGGAGAGACUCGAGGAUGUGAUUCAGGCUUAUGAGAAGAUCCACAGGGAGAAGAGUAAUGUUCAGAGAGACCUGGACAAGAUGACAACACUAGCAGAGCAGCACAUGGAGCAUAUCUGUGGUCUGGAGUCAGCUCUGAGGCAGAGGGAGGGGUCCCUGCAGAAACUCAGUGCUCAGCUGCACAGCAAGAACAUUCAUUACCUACAGCUACACACCAGUCUGGACGUGCCUCAUGAGCGGAACGGGCGGGGUCCCACCCUGCAGAGCUCUCGUAGUCUGGACGCCGUGUCCGACCUGAAGCUGCAGCGGUUGGAGGCGGAGCUAGAAGGGGCGCGGCAGCAGGCCCAGAGGGCGUGUCAGAGAGAGACGGAGAUGAAGGAGGAGCUACAGAGGCUGCAGACAGAGAUCAGACAGCUGCAGCAGGAUGUACAGACACAGGAGGUGACCACACUCUGUGAGCACUGUGACGUGGAGUGGAUAAAGAAGGCAGGAGAUGAACAGGUGAACCUGGCGUUGGCCUACACUGAGCUGACCGAGGAGCUGGGUCGUGUGAGAGGUCUGGCUGUCAAACAGACGGAGAUCCUCAGGAAGGAAUCCCACGAGCAAAUGGUCCUAAGACACUCUCCAGCCCCCCAGCGUCGCUCCCCAGCCUCCCAACGCCCCUCCCCAGACCUCCUCCACCCUCACCCCUCUCCUCCCCUCUCACCUUCUUGCCCCGCUUCCUACUCCCCCACUGGCCUCUCUUACUCACCCACCGGCCCAGCCUCCUACUCCUGCCGUCCAACCAGCCAGCGGUUGCGCGCCCGCUUCCAGGGGCGCCGCAGCUACUCGGAGGUGGCCGACUCGACUGCCCACCAGAGGCCCCCACCCAGGCUGCUCCGUGACCCAGUCUCCACCCUGCCCAAGCCCAGGAACAUGGGGGAGUCUGGGGCCUACUCCCGUCGGCCAGCCUCGGCCCGUGGAGCUGUAGGAGGUGGUGGUGGUGGUGGAGGAGGGGGAAGCAGCCUGAGCAGUAGUCCCCAUCACCAUGACCUGGAGCAGGGCUUCCCUCUAGCUGCAGAGGGGUGCCACUUCUGUCAUCUGGAGGAUUCCCCGGCCCCCACUCCACUGGUCACCCCACCCCAGUCGUCUGAUGAUGAGGAAGAGUGGAGAUGCCCUUCCCCGGUGGCCAGUCCUCCCAGGACACUGGGGGUAAUGGGGGUAAGCUCACGGGAACCCCCCCCCUGCCCCUCCUUCUUGGCCCCAAAUGGCCCAGCUACUCUCACCUGCCACCUGCCAGGGUACGUGGAUGCAGACCACGCCCAGUCCUGGCCCUCCAUCAAUUUGUGGAUGGAGACGGAGGAGAACGACGCCCGGAGCUGCCCGCUGUGUCAGCUGACCUUCCCCACCGGUUACCCUGACGACGCCCUCAUCAAACACAUCGACACGCACCUGGAGAACAGCAAGAUCUAACAGUUGCCCCCAGACACAGAUCCAGGAACAACUUACCCUGCCAAAUUCAAACCUAAACCAUUACCAGGAAAACACAAAACUGACCUUAGUGUCCAGAGGCGAAUUCAUCCUACUUCAGUCUGCUUCGCGUCAUGACUCUACCUGCUGUAAAAUACAGGAUUUACGAUGGGCUCACCCUUAAUAAAAGUGACCGCACCACAAUUGCGGAUCCCCUUUGCAAUAUGGCACUCGAGAGGAACAGACUCCAUCUAACUGUAGAGAGGUGAUACUGUCGAGCCCCUAGUUGUUUUCUAAACUGGAAAUUUUCCUUACCUCUGUUUUUGACCAUGUUAGUUUAGGGCUAUAACAAGGGCCAGUGCUGUUUCUGAAUGCUCCCUCUCUCGCCCAUGUUAUCAGGUAUGGUCUUUGACAUGGUUACCUCGCACUGUUUUUAACACCAUCAGUAAAUGGGUCACACCCCUAACUACAUGCUUCAUCAUAAAAGUUUACUCUCCGUCAAACCAGAAGGAAGUCUUUGCCUAGACUUGAAGGGCACAUUCAUAGCUGGAGGUACACAGCACUUUUUGGGAAUUUAGUUCAGAUGGAAAGAAGAAUCUUGAUGAAAACCGAUCUUUAAAUGAAUGAAUUACAGUAUCUCACGUGUCAUAAUUCAAUGAAGCAAGUCAAGGAUGACUGAGGGGUUGGCGAUAAUCGCUAUAAAAAUGGUUGAGCUAACGCGGGAUGUCAAGGACCCUGAAACAGGGAUGGACCACUAUAGGUACCUCAUAAGAAACUCCUUUGUAUAUUGACAUUCAGGGAUUCAUGACAUUGUACAACAGUGAUUAAAACUAGGGUAAAUAACAGGCCGAAGAUGUUCCGGUUUGCAGGAGCUGUACAGUGAACCCAGGCUGUUGUUCUCCAUGGAUGACAUGUGAAUCUCAGAUUACUGAAGCUUUAUAUGCAGUCAUCUCCAUUACUUGCCUACAGGUUGUCAAUACAAUUCACAGCAACCCAUUUAAAACCAAACGAGGGGAGGAAUCUGACAGAUCCAGAACAUCAGCUGAUUUCUCAACUCAGCCUAUUGUGAAAUUUGCACAGCAAUCAAUAUGAUCCGAAUACACUGGAUGGGGAUCUACCAUCAGUCGGCACUGAUCAGUCGAUCGAGGGACGAGCGUCGCGCAGGGUUGACGCCACCAGUCGGAAGACAAAACGCCAUUAGUAUAGAUACCAUAGAAGGUAACACUGCAAUCAACCACAAAAAAUGCUGGAUCCCUUCUGGAGGAACACCAAGACACUCUGCCAAUGAGAGAACAGUGCGGCGCUACAGGAAUCAGCGAUCAAAAAUGCAUUCCAACACACUACAGUAUUCCUUUUCUGAAUCUAUUCUUCCUUCAGUAGAAUCACAAGGUUUUAGUUGACCCUUUAUGACUAUAUCUUUCGGUUUUCUGUAAACGCAAAUAAAU